AUGGGCGCACAGUUCCCCGUACCUGUUCUUGCUGUCGCGGCGGAUGCGGUGCGCGACCUUGAAGGGCGCGAUGCGCUCUCGGGGCUUUGGACGCUAUUCACAAAAUGCAAAGAAUCCCUUCAAGAAGGACGAAGGCUUGAGAAUAUAUCGUGGAGGCUUUGGUAUCGCGAGAUGAUGAUUGAUGGUGCGAGUCGGGUUGGGAGGGAGGGUCUUGUGGAGGAGAAGGAGAAGGAGGUGGAGGUGGAGGGGUACGAUGAGAAUGAGAAGAAGGAGGAGGGGGAUGAGAAGAAGGAGAAGACGGAGGAGGAAGAAAGAACGUUACCCCCGCCUCCGCAUGUGGAUAUGCAGAUACCACCACCGCCGCCGCCGCCGUAUUCAUCCUCGUCCUCGUCCUCGUCCUCGUCGCUGAGUGAAGCGCAGCACAUCGUGGUCGUGCUGAUGCUUUCGCCUUGGCCUGCGUGGUUGUGGUCGUGGUCGUGGUUGUGGGCUUAUUCGCCUCCGCCUCCGCUGCCACCUCUUCUACCGCCUUUACCUCCGCGCCUUGUUCAUUAUGUAUCGGGGUUCCGGUUCUAUGGUGUUGGCGAUGAAAAUUCUACGCAGAUUCAGACGCUGCCGCCGCCGCCCUCCUCCUCCUCGUCUUCACAAGCUCAAGCGCAAGCACCAGCACCAGCACAAACGCUGACGCUGACGCCAAUGCAGUUACCAUCUCCGUCGCUUUCGGCGACGUCGGAUUCAAAUUCGAAUUCUAAUUCUAAUUCACCUUUACCACUUUCACUCGAGUUCGAAUUCACAUACACAUACACGUUCGCAGUCGAAUUCGAAUUCAUCACGUUCAGAAUCGCCUUUAUCGCAGUCACAUUCGAACUCGCCACAUUCGAAUUCAUCACAAUCGAAUUUAUCACAUACACAAUCGCAUUCAUCACAUACACCACAUUCUCCGCAUACCCACGCCCACGCCCACGCCCACGCCCACGCCCAUACCAGUACACAUUCGCAUCCACAUUCCGAUUCGCAUUCGCAUUCGCAUUCGCAUUCGAAUCAGCUGAUAUCGCCACUAACGCCUUCAAUGGCGAUGGCGAUGACGUCCUCGUCUUCGCGUCCUUCUUCGCGUUUGCCUUUAUCUUCAUCGUCGUCUUCGUCGUCGUCUUCGUCUUCACAUUUACCUGCAUCUUCACAUUUGCCUUCACAUUCGCAUUCGCAUUCGCAUUCGCAUUCGCGCAACGACAGAGUAGUAGUAGUAGCGGGUUCUCUGUGCAGGCGAUGCCGAUGGGGACGCCAAAGUCGUUGAGUGUAGGAAGGGUUAUUUGGGAUGUUGUUAUGUUGCCUUCUGCUGGUGCUGGUGCUUCUGGUGCUUCUGCAGGUACUGGUGCUAGUGGAUCGGGCACUUUGAGUGCGGUGGAUAGUGGGUCUGGUGAUGUGAGUGCUGAUGCGCGGGAUUUGGGUUCGAGGUUGGGGUCGAGGUUGGGGUUGGGGCUGAGGAGGGAUCAGAUGGUUAUGACUGUUCCUGUUGUUGAACUUCGCGAGGAGGGGAUCAAUAAGCAGAAGGAGGUGGAUAAGGAGAAGGAUACGGAGAGGGAGGCAAGGAUUGUCAAGUCGAGUUUGCCAACGCCGGAUGUGGAGGUUGAUGUUGAUGAGCUUGUUGGUUCUCAGCACCAGCACCAUCUCCUCCAGCAACAACAACAACAGCUGCUGCAGCAAACGCAGGAGUAUCAGCAGCAACAGCAGCAGCCGCAAACGCCCCCGCGCACGUCGCAUAUUUCGAUGACGCAGCCUGUUACACCUCCAUCGCAAUCGUCGCAGACACCACAUUCACAUACACAUUCACAAAUACCGCAAUCACAAUCACAACUACCACCGCCGCCGACGCUGAUAGUCGUGAACCCAACCCCGAAUCCUACUCCUCAUCCUACACCACCCGCUACACCGCUCAUACACGGUAUAGGGCCGUUCCCUGGGUUUGCAUCCGGUGCGGGGACUGGGGCGGGGGUGGGGUAUACGCUGGGCCCUGGGGGUAUAGUGAGAGCGCAGUCGCAGUGGUUGGCGUUGCCUGAGAGUGGGCGCGGUGGUGGUGGUGGUGGUGGUGGUGGUGGUAGUGGAGGAGGCGGUGGGGGAGGGGGAAGGAGACAGGCGCAGCUUUUGGCGCAGAUGGAGGCGAUGCGCGCUGCGCAGGUGCAAGUGCAGAGUGCGAUGUUGGGCGUGGACGCGUCGGUGUCGGCGCGCGCGUCUGGGAACGUGACCGGUGAUAAUGUUAAUACUGGUGCCGGUGCCGGAGCUAGCCGCAACGCGGGUGUCGAUCGAUCAUCGCCAUCGCGGUUGGCUUCUUCAUCGUCAUUGUUGUCGGCAUCGUCGUCGAUACCGGGCGCCACUGCCGCUGCCGUUGUCACUGCCGCUACUGGUGCUGCUGUUGCCGGUGCGGAAGCAAAUAUGAAUGUGCGCGGGUAUACGCUUUCUCUUUCUGCAGGUGUGGAGUUGGAUGAUGGUGAUCGUGCGGAUGCGGAGUCUGAUUUGGAUUUGGAUUCUGAUUUGGAUUCAGAUGCGGAUGAUGCUGAGGCUCUGGACGGAGCUGAAGGUGAAGGAAAGAGAGGCGGAGAGGGAGGAGUAGGUGGUACUGCGAUUCAUCCUUCUCAUACGCACACACAUCCACAUCCACAUCCACAUCCACAAUCGCAUUCACAUCCAAACUUGAAUUCAAACUCCAACUCCAACUCGCGUGCACCGACGUCGUCUUCUUCCUCCUCGGCAGCGGAGAGAAAGCGCGCUGGCAUUUCCACCUCGCCCUCGCCUAGUAGUCCGAGACAGCACGGCAAACCUAAGCCGAAGCAGCGCCAGACGCACGUGGUUGGGAGUGGGAGUGCGGGUGCGAGUCCGAGCAGGGUUCGCGCGGGGUUGAUGGCGCGCUCGCGGUCGCGGUCGCGCGACCAAAGUGCUGUGUCGGCCAGUGUCGAUGUGAAUCCUCCUCCUGCUAUGGCGGCGGCGGCUUCUUCGUCUAGUGCACAGAGUCAGAGCGAGAGUGAGGGUCAGAACCGGGACCAGGCGCAGAAGGACGCACCGCAAACGCAAUCGCACGCGCACGCGCAGAACCCGAAUAGACUGUCGAUCUCGUCGAUGACAAGUGUCGUCUCGGAUCGCUCGGGGCGGUCAAAUGUAUCAUCCACCUCCAACGUCUCCAACACAUCGAAUGUAACCAACACGUCGAAUUCGAGUGCGGGCGGAAGCCGCGCGGAGAGCACGACGACGGCGACGACGACGGACUCGGCGUUCGAGCUUGUGUUUGUCGAGGGCGAUGCGCGGCGUGUGAGUGCGGGCGGUAGAGAUAAAGGGGAGGACGCGGCGGCGUUUGAGGAUGGGCCGAUGGGCUUUGGCGGUGGUGGCUUUGGAUCGGGUGUCGGUGGCGGUGCGGGUGUGGGUACGGGUUUGGGUGCGGGUGGACAUGGACAUGCGAGCGCGGAUACUGUGCGUCGUCUUGGAUCGUUGUCGACUAUUCAGAGUAUGGCGACGUUGAAUGGGGAUCGGGAGAGGAGGAGGUAUGAGUAUGAGUAUGAGUUUAGGGAUGAGCUUGUGGAUCCGCUGGAUACGAGCGCCAUGGCCCAGGUUGAAAAGCAAGUACAGCAGGAAGAGAAGGGUAAGGAUGAGAAGGAGGAAGAGAAGGAAGAUGUGUCGCAGGAGGUUGUUGUGCAGAGUUCACAAGGAGGAGGAGGAAAUCGGGAUGACAUCGCGGUGGAAGACGAGGAGGAUGAAGAGGAGAACACCCCGCUCUCGCCGCUGCCGCCGUCGCCCAUGGCGCUGACCGCGUCGCCGCGCACUGCCGCUGGCGCCGCUGCGCGCGAGGAGAGGCGGAAGAAGCGGAAUAGCGCGCCGGUGCCGGCUACGUCGUCCGCGGCUUUGCUCCUCGCCCUUUCGCCGCCAUCCAACAACAACAACAACAACAACAAUACGAAUAAUGCCCCGGUUCUUGUGCCGAUGCAAGCGCAGUUCGCAGCGUCGCCGCGCUCUGUCACGUCCGCUGCGUCCGCUAUAUCAAUUGCGCGCUCGACGUCGGGCGGCACGGGUACAGCUGCAGGGAAGCGCAGGCAGAUCACAGUUGGCGGCGGCAGCGGUGGCUCGGCGUUGAUCAGGCGACAGAGCACGGGCACGAGCGCAGCGGCGGCGGGUAUUAGGCGUAGUGUCAGCGCAAGUCGUAGUCGGAGCCGCGAGCCUGGUGCGGGUGCUGCGGUGGGGUUGGCGGGUGCGGGGCUUGGAUUGGGUAUGACGAGUGCUGUGGCGCAGGUGCCGCCUGCUGCUGCUAAUGCGAAGAAGGCGCCGUCGGUGGUGGCUGCUGGUAAGGGAAGAGCCAAGGUGGUUCUUGCGCGGACGGGGAGCAAGGCGAGGAAUUUGGGUGUGGUUAGGAGGAAUAGCUCGGGACAUGGUGGUGGUGGUGGUAAUGCCGCUGCUGCUGCUGAGCAAGCGAUGGAGCGGGAAAGGAAGAGGUUGGAAGAGGAGGAAGCGGCGCGUGCACGCGAGGCUGAGCUUGAAGCUGAGCGCGAGAAGGAGCGGGAGAGAGAACGUGAGCGUGAACGCGAGGCGGCGAGAGAGCGCGAACGGGAGCGCGAGCAGCGCGAGGGGCUGACGGUGGGUCUGUUCGACGGGGACGAUCUCGCUGCGUCUGUGUCUGGCUCUGGUGCGAACGCGGGUGGGAGGAGGCCUGUGCGGUUUAAUAUUGGGUCCAACUCGGAUGGCGGGCGGAGUGCGGGGAGUGGCGGGUCGGAUGUGGGCGCGGCGGGCACGGGCGCGGGCGCGGGUGCGGGUGCGGGUGCGGGGGUGGUGUCGAAGAAGGAUGUGGUGGCGCAGCAGUUGCAACAGUUGCAGAUCCAGCACCAACUCCAGCAACAACAACAGCAGCAACUUCAGCAGCAACAACAACAAAUUCAGCAGCAGCAGCAGCAACAACAGCAGGUUGAGCAGGGCCCUAGUCAUGGACACGGACACAGACACAACCAUGGACCCACUGCGGCCGAGCUUGAGCUGCAGAACCAGCAGCUUCAACACCAGCUCGAAUUGAUUGUCCAGCAGAAGCAGGCGUUGAUGUUGCAGCAGCAGCAUGUCCAGCAACAGGCGGCGCAACAGCAUCAGCUGCAGUUGCAGCAGCAACAGGAGGCUCAGCAGCAGCAGCAAAUGUUAUUACAGCAACAAUGGCAGCAGCAGCAGCAGAUGCCUGUCCAGCGAACGCUGUCCAAGUCGCAGGUGCGCCAGCUGCAGAUGAUGGAGCAGAUGCAUAUGCAGCAUCUGAACCAGAUGAACCAGAGCAAGGCGCAUUUGGCUCAGCAACAGCAGCAACAGGAGGAGAGGAGAGGGAACGAGAGGCGGAUGUCUGGAAACGGCAAGGGUAAAGAACGCGAGGUCCAACCCCCCGUUUCACCGCGCACAAAAGCUGGUUCCUCUACCGGAGGAGCGAAGGGUGGUAGAAACAACGCUAAUACCAGCAACAACAAUAAUAAUAAUAAUAGCCAGAGCGGGAGCGGGAGCAGCAAGGCGGUGAUGGAUGAUAUCGCGGCUAGGGUGCAGCAGUCGAUCGCGGCGCCACUGUUGCCACAGCGCAAUCGGCGCAAAAUCGAGUUGGUGACGGAGAGUGAGAGCGAGAGUGAGUUUGAGACGGACUCGGAUGACGAUGGGUCGUGGUCGAGCGAGGAUAUGACGGGGGAUGAUGAGGAGCAGCGUGCGUUGGAGGAACAGCGCCAGUUGCAGUUGCAACAGCAGCAGAUACAGAUGCAGCAACAGCAACAGCUUAUUCAGAUUCAGCAGGCCCAGCGUCAGCGUUUGCAGCAGGCCCACCACCAUCAGCAGCAACAGCAGCAGUAUAACCAGCAAACCCGCGCAGGCGGCGUCCAGCGCGCCUACUCUGAACAUUAUCUCGCCAACCACCACCAGCAGCGCAACAACAACCACGUGGGCAAUCCCGGCCGGCAACACCAAGUGCACAACUUCAGCGCGGCGAUGCGCGCACAGCAGCAGCAGCGGGAGAUGCAGGCCAUGGUGGAGGCAGCGGCGUUCGAGGCGCACCGGCAGCUCAACAUGUUUGCGAAGCUGCCGAAAUCGUCGUUCCAGGACCUGGCGACCGCGCGGACGCGCAGUGUGGGCUUGCUCUCGCAGUUGUUGAAUCCGGACCCGGAGAUCUUCCCGGUGAAUCAUCCGUAUAGGCGCGGGUUUAGUUAUGGGGAGAUUAAGCCUGGGGCGUCGAGGGGGGGAGCGGGGGGGAGUUCGGGUGUGGCUGCGAUGCGCCCGUUGACGCCGGCUGCGCCUGUUGCUGAUGAAAAGCCAAAAGCCCCUGUGGUUCCGGAGCAGCGCACGGAUGGGUCUGCGCAACAGCAGCAGCAACAGCAGCAACAGCAGCAACAGCAACAGCAGCAACAACAGCAACAGCAGCAACAACAGCAACAACAACAGCAGCAACAACAACAUCGUCGCAGCGAAAGUGGGACCGCGGGCGACAGAAAGUCGUCGGGGUCUAAUGUGCCCUCGCGCAUGAACUUCUCGCCGCCGCGCCGGCCAGGUGGAAUGAACCGCACCAAGAGCGCCGCCGCGCUGCCUGUGUCAUCCCAUAUAGCUGUUGGCAGUAUGGGAAGCGCCGCCGCGCCAGUUAUUGAUCAUACGUCCGCGUUGCCCAAUAUCACAACAGCAAACACCACUUCAAACAACUCAAUCCCACACUCUAACUCUAACCCUGGCUCGUCGGGCAAGUUCCGGCCAAGGGCGCCCCCGCCGAAUACGGUUAUGGAAGACGAAAGCGCGAGCGAGGCGGAGGGAAGUAAAAUUCAGCUGUCGGAGAGUGUCGCGCAUGAGAAGCUCAGGGCGCUCUUGCAGCGCGGGGGUAUUGCUUCUCAGCAGCGCAAGGCUCCGCCUCCAGCACAACCACUACGGCCCGCGGCAGCGGAUGAGGCUGAGAAUGAGAAUGAUGUUCCUCAGUGGCUUAGGGCGUCGCGGCCGGAAGAUGGCACUGCUGCUGCUCGCCAGCAACAGCAGCAGCAGCAGCGCCAGCGUACGCGGUCUACUCCACAUACAGUUCAGUUCGCGGAACCUCAGCCGCAGCCAAUCCCACCUGCUGUGCCAAUACAAUAUGGGUAUCCCUACAAUCUCCCCUUGGUAGCGGCGCCCUCGACACCACGUACCAUACGUCGGCAAAUGCUGUCCAACGAGCUGCCGGAAGAGUUGCGCCGGAACUUGUUGUGGGAAAGGCAGACGAGCAAUGGGAAUCUGGCCGCGAUGAAGAGGAGUGCGAGUGGUGGUGGCAGUCGGCACAGUGUGUUGGGUGGAUUGCAGCCGUUGACAGCGGCACCUAGUAUGGUGCAGCUGCGUGCCAAAGGGACAGCACCGCCUGAAGGGACUAUUGAAGACCUUCGGAACGCGCCUCCUGUUGACCAGCAGGAGAGAAAACGCCAGGCCAUGGCACGAAAUAAAAGCUGGGCCAAUGAUUUCCAUACUUCGGGAUGGUGA
Messenger RNA from Psilocybe cubensis, 7467 nucleotides. RefSeq lists its product as uncharacterized. The transcript is spliced from 8 exons. Bases 1 to 7467 code for a protein of 2488 amino acids. The record is from RefSeq and is a predicted model, not a curated record. Lineage: Eukaryota; Fungi; Basidiomycota; Agaricomycetes; Agaricales; Agrocybaceae.